Astyanax mexicanus (Mexican tetra) is the source of this 14561-nucleotide messenger RNA. RefSeq names its product FRAS1 related extracellular matrix 2b (gene frem2b). The transcript has 24 exons. The record is from RefSeq and is a predicted model, not a curated record. Lineage: Eukaryota; Metazoa; Chordata; Actinopteri; Characiformes; Acestrorhamphidae. Gene Ontology annotation, molecular function: calcium ion binding. Gene Ontology annotation, cellular component: membrane. Gene Ontology annotation, biological process: cell communication; homophilic cell-cell adhesion. The coding region runs from base 149 to 9493 and encodes 3114 amino acids.
CGGGAGCGGAGCUGCGGGGUAAGAGGAUGGUGCAGCUCCUGAGCUCCGAGGCGAGGGGCAGCUUCUCCCAGCAGCGCGCCGCUUCUCCCCGCUCCUGACUCCGGAUACACAGCGCGCGCGGACCCCCCGCCCGCCGCUCUCCUCCAGCAUGGCCGCGCGCCCCGGCGGCUCGCUCCCCAGCCGCUUCAUCUCGUGCGUGUGCGUGCUCGUGGCUGCGCAGACGCUGCUGAGCGGAGAGUGCGCCGCGCAGGUGUUUGACAGCUCGGGACUGAGCUACGGGCUGAGAUCGGAGCUGUCUGAAGAUGCCAUCCUGGUGGCCAACAAUGGAAUACGGGUUCCGUUUGGCAGGUCAGUUUUUGUGGAUCCUAUAAACGACUUGGUGAUCCAGGUCCAGCCUGGAGAUAAGUGCACUCUGACAGUUCUGGAUAGUGACCCUUUGUCACAGAGACCUGGACAGCUGUCCCCCAAAAAGUUCCCGUGUGAAUUUGGUCCGAACGAUGUGAAGUACCUGCACUAUGGAUCCAGGAGUCCCUCCAGAGACAGAGUCAGGCUGCAACUUCGCUAUGACACCCAGGGUCACACUGUGAUCAUCCCCUUCAUGAUGGAGGUGGAGGUGAUCUUCACUCAGCUGGAGAUCCUGACUAAGAACAUGCCCCUCACUGUGGAGAAGCUGCUCGGGAUCAGUAAUCCCAUUGAUAAGAAGAUUCUCGAGUUCACGUACGACAGGAAUCUGCACCAAUGCGAAGUGACGUCCCUCGCAAGCGUCAGCACGCUGCCCAGGUAUGGAACUUUGGUAGACGAGGGUAAACUUGGUAAAAUGAUUGACUGUGAUGAAUUUGUCAGGCUGAAUGUUCGUUAUCAGCACACUUUCGCGCAUCGCUCUCCAAACCGAGAUUACAUUCCCAUGUAUGUAGAACUUCAAGACAAGGAAAGUAAUGUGAUAAAGCAGGAGUUCUUCCAAAUCAUGGUUCGCAUCAAAGAGGGCGAGGAAAACACUGCUCCUAAACCGAGCUUUGUUGCGAUGAUGAUGAUGGAAGUUGAUCAGUUUGUGAUGACCGCGAUAACCCCCGACAUGCUUGCGGCCGAGGACGUUGAAUCGUCACCUAAUGACUUAAUCUUUAAUAUUACCUCUCCUCUGUCAUUCGAGGAGGGAUAUAUUGUGAGCACAGAUGACAGGAAUUUGCCCAUCACAUCCUUUUAUCAGGGAGAUCUGAAGGAUCUUAAAAUAGCCUACAAGCCGCCGUCUGUGGACUCGGAUGCUGAGAGAAUUUUCCAAAUUGAGUUUGUGGUUGUAGACACGGAGGGAGCCGUCUCAGAUCCCUUUGCUUUCAUGAUUGUGGUGAAGCCUAUGAACACUUUAGCUCCUGUUGUGACCCGUAACACUGGACAGCUGCUGUAUGAGGGCCAGUCUAGAACUCUGUCCAGUUUGCAGAACCUGCGGAUUAGCGACGAAGACAAUUUAGACGAUGUGAAAGUCACGGUGAUAGAUGGGCUGAAACAUGGUGAGCUGACUGUUUUGGGAUCCAGAAGGAAAUUUUUCACGCCCGCAGAUCUCGAUCUGGGAUCUGUCAUCUACCAGCAUGACGGCAGCGACACGUACAGUGACAAUAUAAUUUUCCGCAUGACAGACGGCAAACAUGAAGUAGAGUUCCUGUUCCCCAUAACUGUGGUGCCUACUGAUGAUGAGCCACCAAUUAUCAAUGCUAAUACAGGCUUGGUGCUGUUUAAAAAUCACAUGAUGCCAAUUUCUCAGUUAAUGCUCAGCGCAGCUGACAUCGACUCUGAGGACUCAACUAUUAGAUUUAUUAUGGAGCCUCCUUUCUCAGUCGUUGGGGAGGUGCUGCUCCGCCAGUCUGAUGCUCCAGAGGACCCGUCUACGUGGAGGUUUAAUGCUGAAGAUGAAAUGUAUGAGAAGGCGGUGACAGAGUGGCUCCAGCAAGACAUUACCGACGGCAGGUUGUUUUAUAGGCACAUCGGGCCUCACAACACUGAAGCCAUUACAGACCAGUUUGUCUUUCGAGUUCAGGAUGACAAUGAUCCACCAAAUCAGUCAGGGAGGAACUCUUUUAUCAUCAGAAUUCUCCCUAUCGAUGAUAUCCCUCCUGAGCUUUACCCCGGCACCACGUUGCAGCUGACUGUGCAUGAAUACCAGCUCACGUUCUUUCGUAAGAAGUUCCUACGCUACACCGACUUAGACUCUGAAGACAGGGAUUUAAAGUAUACCAUCACUCAGCCACCCACAGACACGGAUGAGAACAGCCCAGGUAUUUUAGGAACCAUUGUUCUGACUGAGAGUACAAAUACGGAGGUCACGGAGUUCACCCAAGCGCAGAUAAACCACCAUAAGAUAGCAUAUAAGCCUCCAGAUCUGGAGCUGGGGAUAACUCCACACAUAGUGCAGUUCCACUACACAGUGGAGGACACAGCAGGCAACAGUGCCGACGGAGUGUUCACCAUUUUCCUGCAGCCUGUCGACAACAAGCCCCCACAAAUCACCAACACUGGCUUUACUGUGCUGGAACGGGGAACGCAUGUCAUCACACGCUCAGAGCUACAUACCACAGACCCAGACACCGACAGCUCCAGGAUAUCCUUCACCCUUACCCAGCCUCCUCAGCACGGCCAGGUCCUGUACACAUUCACAAUCCUCACCAAAGGAGAUUCAUUCAAUUUGGAUGAUAUCUUCAGUGGCAAGAUCUCCUACGUUCAUAACGGAGACGAGUCAACUAAUGACUUCUUUCAAAUUGAUGUGAGUGAUGGAAUCCACAUAGUCACUAUUACCAUUAGGAUCACUGUAAAGCCCGUUGACGACGAGGCUCCAACCAUAAGCCUUCCAGAGGGCACUAUCGGUUCGUACAUUGAUGUUCUGGAGAACGGUGCCACAGAGAUCACCACCAACAUCAUUCAGGGCCGAGAUGAGGACACAGAUGACCUCAGGCUGACCUUUAUCGUAGAGGACCCCCCAGUGUUUGGAGAAAUUCUAGUGAAUGGAGCUCCGUCCAAUAGAUUCACUCAGGCGGACAUCAUCAGCGGCUUAGUGGUGUACGCUCACACAAGUGGAGAGAUUGGCCUCAGCACAAAAGAGGACUUCUUCAAUCUGACCCUGACGGAUAUGUCUGAUGAGUGGACUGUGGGAGGCAAUAAAAUCAAGGGCGUUCGAGUGCAGGUUACUAUUUUGCCGAUAGACAGCCAAGCCCCUGAAGUGUCUGUAGGACCCCAAUUCACAGUGGUUGAAGGUGAGAAAAAUGUCAUACAGAUAUUGCACAUAAGCGCUGACGAUAUUGACACUCCCAACGAUGACCUUUUGUGUACGAUCAUCGUGCAGCCCACUUCAGGCUACGUAGAGAAUAUCUCUCCAGCUCCAGGAUCAGAGAAGUCCAGGUCAGGAACUGCUAUUAGCGCUUUCACCAUUAAAGACAUCAAACAAAACCAUAUUUAUUAUGUACAAAGCAUUCACAAGGGAGUGGAGCCGGUUGAGGAUAGGUUCACCUUCAGAUGCUCGGAUGGGAUAAAUUUCUCUGAGAGACACUUUUUCCCCAUUAUGAUAAUUCCAUCUAAUGAUGAAAAGCCAGAGAUCCACAUGAGAGAGUUUGUGGUGAUGGAAGGCAUGAACGUUGUUAUCGACACUCCUAUUUUAAAUGCUGUCGAUGCGGAUUUUCCCACAGAUGAGCUGACCUUCAUUAUCACUAAACCCCCGAAACACGGCUUUAUUCUGAAUCAGUUAACCUCCGGUACUGUUCCGGUUACUAAUUUUACUCUGGACCAAAUUAGAGAGGCGUCUAGCAUUGUUUAUGAGCAUGACGACUCAGAAACCACAGAAGACAGUUUUGUUGUCCUUCUCACUGAUGGUAAAUUCUCUGUGGAAAAAACUGUCAUUAUCAUGGUCAUCCCGGUGGAUGAUGAAACGCCAAGAAUGGCAAUUAACGAUGGCCUUGAAAUAGAGAUAGGAGAAGCCAAAGACAUCAACAACAAAGUUUUGAAAGCAACAGACUUGGAUUCGGAAGAUAGUACGCUAAUCUACAUUAUUCGUUACGGUCCAAAUCAAGGAAUUUUACAAAAGAGAACGCCUUUUGGAACGCUUGAGAAUAUAACCGUUGGAAUGAACUUCACACAAAGUGAAAUUGACCAGAGUUUGAUCAUAUAUAUUCACAGUGGACAGGAGGGAAUACGGGAUCUCAUCAAAUUCGAUGUCACCGAUGGCAUCAAUUCGCUAAUCGACAGAUACUUUUAUGUAACAGUAGGUGGAAUUGACAUGGUGUUUCCUGACGUCGUUAGCAAAGGUGUUUCUCUAAAAGAAGGAGGAAGAGUGACUCUAACUACAGACCUGCUCAGCACCAGUGAUCUUAAUAGUCCAGAUGAGCACUUGGUCUUCACCAUCACUCGUGCUCCCAUGAGAGGCCACCUGGAGUGCACCGACACUCCCGGAAUGCCCAUCACCUCCUUCACUCAGCUCCAGUUAGCUGGCAGCAAAGUUUACUACAUCCACACUGCUGACGACGAGGUCAAGAUGGACAGCUUUGAGUUUGAGGUGACCGACGGGUACAACCCCGUGUUCCGCACCUUCCGCAUUUCCAUUUCGGACGUGGACAACAAAAAGCCAGUGGUCACGAUUCAUGGCCUGGGAGUUAACGAGGGCAAGACUAGGCUAAUCACUCCCUUUGAGCUGACCGUGGAGGACCGUGACACUAGUGACCGACUCCUGAAGUUCACCAUCACCCAGGUUCCAGUUCACGGUAAACUUCUCUUUAACAACACCAGACCUGUUACAACCUUCACCAAGCAGGACCUGAAUGAGAACAUGAUCAGCUACAAACACGACGGAACCGAGUCGGCCUCCGACAGCUUCUCCUUCACGGUCACUGAUGGAACUCAUACGGACUUCUACGUCUUCCCCGACACGGUUUUCGAGACCCGCAAACCGCAGAUGAUGAAGAUCACAGUCCUUUCCGUGGAUAACGGAGUUCCACAGAUCGUGGUCAACAAGGGUGGAACGAUGCUGAGGAUGCUGACCACCGGUCACCUGGGAUUUGUGAUCACCAGUAAAGCCCUAAAGGCUGAGGACAGGGACAGUCCACAUGGAAUGGUCACCUUCAGAGUAACAGUGGGAGCAGAGCAUGGCUACCUGAUCGACCUGGGCAAGGGGAACGCCACCAUCACCACGUUUACACAGGCUGACAUCGACGACAUGCACAUAUGCUACAUCCUGCGAGACGGAGACAACGCCACCAGUGACACCUUCUUCUUCUCCAUUGAAGACAAUGGAGGAAACAAGCUGAAGAAGCAGCAGUUCCGGCUGAACUGGGCCUGGAUUUCUCUGGAGAAGGAGUAUUACCUGGUGGAUGAGGAGGUGAAGGUGCUGGAGGUGGUGCUGAGACGGAGAGGAUAUCUUGGAGAAACGUCUUUUGUCAGUAUCGCUACCAAAGAUGGAACAGCAGAAAAGGACAAAGACUUUCGAGGAAAAGCCCAGAAACAGGUCCAGUUUAACCCGGGUCAGACCAGCGCCACCUGGAAGGUGCGGAUCCUCGGCGAUAACCUGUACGAGCAGUCCGAGAGCUUCCAGAUUCUCCUCUCCGAGCCCGUGAUGGGAGCUCUGGAGUUCCCUCAGGCAGCCGUGGUGGAGAUAGUGGACCCUGGAGAUGAGUCCACAGUGUUCUUCCCCUCAGAUACGUACUCGAUUGAGGAGGAUAUCGGGGAGCUGCUGAUCCCCGUCCGCAGGUCAGGAGACGUCAGUCAGGAGCUGAUGGUCAUCUGUUACACACAGCAAGGCACGGCCACCGGCACCGUCCCCACCACCGUCCUGUCGUAUUCGGACUACAUCUCGCGGCCCGAGGAGCACGGCAGCGUCCUGCGCUUCGACCGAGGCGAGACGGAGAAGACGUGCCGGGUGGUGGUGAUCGACGACUCUCUGUAUGAAGCAGAGGAGAGCUUUAACAUCACCCUCAGCAUGCCCAUGGGAGGCCGGCUGGGCCAGGAGUUCUCCACCACCAGGAUCACCAUCCUGCCCGACUCCGACGACGCUCCAGUGUUCUAUUUCGGGGAGGUUCAGUAUCAUGUGGAUGAGAGUGAUGGUUAUGUGGAGGUUCGGGUUUGGAGGACGGGAUCUGACCUUUCUAAGACGGGGACGGUUACGGUGCGCUCCCGGAAAACUGACCCACUUUCUGCUGAAGCUGGGGAGGACUAUGUGGGCAUCAGUAAGAACCUGGACUUCUCUCCAGGCGUCUCCAUGCAGACGUUCCGGGUCACGGUGCUGGAUGACCUGGGUCAGCCGGUGCUGGAGGGUCCGGAGAAGUUUGAGCUGGUUCUGAGGAUGCCCAUGAACGGCAUUCUGGGAGAACCGGGGAAAGCCACUGUGUUCAUCAACGACUCUGUUUCAGACUUGCCGAAGGUUCAGUUCCGGGAUGCUUCGUACACCGGCAGCGAGAACGCCGGGAGGAUUACGGCCGUGGUUUACCGCAGCGGAGACCUGAGAUACAGAUCCAGCGUUCGCUGCUACAGCCGGCAGGGUUCAGCCCAGGUCAUGAUGGACUUCAACGAGAGACCAAACACAGACGCCUCCGUUAUCACCUUCCUACCAGGGGAGGUGGAGAAGCCCUGUACUCUGGUUCUGGUUGAUGACUCUGAGCAUGAGGAGGUGGAGGAGUUGAGGUUGGUUCUGGGGACCCCUAGAAGUGAUUCUCCAUUCGGGGCGUCGAUUGGAGCUCAGAACGAGGCGCUGAUCAAGAUCACGGACGAUGCUGACAAGGCUGUUAUCAGGUUUGGGGCGACUAAGUUCAGCGUGAGUGAACCCUCUGAGUCGGGGCAGGUCACGGUGGUGAAGGUCCCGGUGCAGCGGGUGGGGGACACCUCCAAAGUGUCUGUGGUUCGAGUUCACACUAAAGACGGAUCAGCAUCUUCUGGAGAGGAUUACCACCCGGUGUCAGAGGAUAUUGAGUUUAAGGAGGGAGAAUCUGAGCACACGGUGGAAAUAGAGAUUCUGUAUGAUGGGGUUCGGGAGAUGAGAGAAGCGUUCACAGUUCACCUGAAGCCGGACGAGAACAUGGUGGCUGAGAUUCAGAUGACUAAAGCCAUCGUCUACAUCGAGGAGAUGAACAGCAUGGCUGACGUGACCUUCCCCGCCGUGCCAGUGGUCAUCUCCCUCCUGCAGUACGACGACCCCGGCGGUGCCCGGCUCGGCCAGCCUGCAGCCGGAUACCCCGUCGCCUGCGUCAGCGCCUGCAACCCCAAGUACCCGGACUUCGAGCGCACCGGCUCCAUCUGCGCCGGCGAGCGCAUCAACGACACCCUGACCCGGUACCGCUGGCUCGUCAGCGCCCCCACCGGGCCGGACGGGGUCACCAGCCCCAUGAGGGAGGUGGACUUCGACACUUUCUUCACCUCCUCCAAAACCAUCACUCUGGACUCCAUCUACUUCCAGGCUGGAUCUCGGGUUCAGUGCGCGGCCAGAGCCGUCAGCGCCGGCGGAGACGAGGGACUGGAGCUCAGCAGCUCCAUCAUCUCCAUCAGCACUGAGGAGGGUCUGUGCCAGUCUCGAGUGCCGGGCGCGGUUGGCGCCGAGCCUUUCUCUGCCAAACUCCGCUACACUGGACCAGAGGACACCGACCAUCCAAACCUCAUCAAACUCACCGUCACCAUGCCUCACAUCGACGGGAUGCUGCCCGUGGUCUCCACUCGUCCUCUCUCUAACUUCGAGUUGACUCUGAGUCCGGACGGGACUCGGGUGGGUAACCACCGCUGCUCCAACCUGCUGGACUACAGCGAGGUGCGCACCCGCCACGGCUUCAUCACCGACUCCACCCGCAACCCGGACGCCAUCGGGGGCACCGCGCCAUACCAGUACAGCGCCACCCUGAGGGGGCGGAGCACCCUGCGCUUCUACAGGAACCUCCACCUGGAGGCGUGUCUGUGGGAGUUCACCAGCUACUACGACCUGUCCGAACUGCUGAACGACUGCGGCGGCACCAUCGGCACAGACGGACAGGUGCUGAACCUGGUGCAGUCCUACGUGACCCUGCGCGUGCCCCUUCACGUGUCCUACGUGUUCCACUCUCCGGUGGGCGCGGGCGGCUGGCAGCACUUCGACCUGCAGUCUGAGCUCAGGCUCACAUUUGUGUACGACACCGCCAUCUUGUGGAGGGACGGCAUCGGCAGCCCGCCGGAGGCUGAGCUACAAGGAGCUCUGUAUCCCACGAGCAUGCGCAUUAAUGAACAGGGCCGGCUGGUGGUGAACUUCCGUACAGAAGCUCGAUUCAGGGGACUGUUUGUGACCUCCCACCCUGCCUCACCUUUAACCUCUAUGAUAAUGUGCUCGGAUCACCCGGGGCUGACCUUUAACCUCACGCUGGUGAGGAGCGAGCCCACCUACAGCCAGCCCAUGCAGCAGUGGACCUUCCUCUCAGACUUCGCCGUGAGGGAUUAUUCAGGAACGUACACGGUGAAGCUGCUGCCCUGCACGGCUCCUCCCACAGCCGACUACACUCUGCCUCCAGUCUGUAAUCCUAGAGAGCCUGUGACCUUUGACCUCGAUAUACGCUUCCAACAGGUGAGUGAUCCAGUAGCAGCAGAGUUCAGUCUGAACACUCAGAUGCUGCUGUUAUCUAAGAGAACUCUGUGGCUGUCAGACGGAUCCAUGGGCUUCGGGCAAGAGAGCGAUACUGCAUUCUCAGAGGGUGAUGUGAUCUACGGUCGAGUGAUGGUGGAUCCAGUGCAGAACCUGGGAGACUCGUUUAUCUGUAACAUAGAGAAAGUGUUUCUCUGUACAGGAACUGAUGGAUACGUACCCAAAUACAACCCUGAGAACUUUGAGUACGGCUGCCUGGCCGACGCCCCCUCCCUGCUCUACAGAUUCAAGAUCAUAGAUAAAGCUCAGCCGGAGACUCAGGCGAGGGCGUUCGGCAGUAUCAGUUUUAACGCUCUGCUGGCUGUAGAUGAUCCUCAGGCUCUGGCGCUGGUGAGACAGCCGGGAUCAGACGGGUUCAGAGUCGACUCUACAGCCCUGUUCCAGGUCUCUACAGGAAGAGAGUGGUACAUCCACACCAUCUACACCGUCCGCUCUAGAGACAACGCCAACCGAGGCAUCGGGAAGAGGAGUCUGGAGUAUCACCAGGUUACUGAUCACAGAUCAGCUCGGUCCAGAAGAUCUGCCCGAGUACCGUCUCCAGCCGAGGACAUCGGAGCCGAGAACGACCGGGGAACCAACAUCCUACACAUAGCGCUGGACCACAGCAACCAGAGACAACCCCCUCCCAACAUCAACAUCCAGAGCGUCCUCCACCCCACACAGUCCAAACCCAGCGACACCGGAGACGACCACCUCAUAACUGUCAUCGGGAUCGUGGUGGGUCUUCUCCUGACUGUGCUCUUACUCUUGCUCGUGGUCCUGCUGCUGAGGUCCAGACAGGAGAAGAAGUCGAUCAGUGAGCCGCCGAAACCCUCCAGCAGCACAGAGCCCAUGAUGACGCACAGCCUCGACACUAACGACAGCUCUGAGGUUUAGGAGUUUCACCAGGUGAAACGUCAUUAAAACCGUUUUUAUUUUGCAAGUGCCUCUAAUUUAUCUACUAAAACUAAAACUUUGACAAGUAAAAAAGUAAAAAAAAGUUAAGGCCAGAGCCCACCAACUCAACACCAACCCAACAAAACCAACCCAACACUCCCAAACCAACCCAACACUAACUCAAUACUCCCCAACCAAACCAACCCAACAGCAACCCAAUACUCCGCAACCAAACCAACCCAACACCAACCCAACCAAACCAACCCAACACCAACCCAACAAAACCAACCCAACACUAACCCAACACUCCACUCCCAAACCAACCCAACACUAACUCAAUACUCCCCAACCAAACCAACCCAACAGCAACCCAAUACUCCGCAACCAAACCAACCCAACACCAACCCAACCAAACCAACCCAACACCAACCCAACAAAACCAACCCAACACCAACCCAACACUCCACAACCAAACCAACCCAACACUAACUCAAUACUCCCCAACCAAACCAACCCAACACUAACUCAAUACUCUGCAACCAAACCAACCCAACACCAACCCAACAAAACCAACCCAACACCAACCCAACAAAAACAAAAUAACACCAACUCAACACUCCCCAAAAAAACCAACCCAAUACUCCCCAAAAAAAUCAACCCAACACUCCCCAACAAAACCAAACACCAACAAAUUUUGAAUAACAAAAUCUAAGGAGAUUUUUUUCUUCUUUUUAUUACUUAUGUGUAUAAGUACUGUUCCAAACUACUGUGCAGUUGUAUUUUCCAAUAAAUCAUUUGUUUACGUAAAAAUAUCAUUGUCUAAGGGAACAGUAACAAAGAAAAUAUACAAAAAUCCAUUACUCUACUUAAAUAUUUUUUUUUUUGUAUCUUUACGAAAGCAAAGUAAAGUUUUCUGGUGAUUUUUUUACUUUUAUUUGGCUUGUGCUCUGACCAGGGUGAGCCUCCCUAACACCUAAAAAAAUUGCCAAAAAAAAAAAAAAAACUUUGUGUGAUUGGCUUCAGUUACACACGUCCAACAUGUCCUGUGUCUUUAGCUUACGCCCACUGGCUCUCCGGCCUGCAUUAGCCGGAUUGUGAUCUUAAACUAUGUUUGUUGUUUAAGCAAGUUUAACCAAUGCAACUGCAUAACAUUUCACAUAGCAUUACACAAGUCAUGGAAUCAUCACUUCUGCUGUUUUACCACCGACUUUAUGAAAGACUUGAAGUGAGUAGUCGGUUUCUGUCCUAAUGAGGCUCUUAUUUUGUUCUACUGCUUUCACCACGUUAUUAUUCAUCAACGGCACACAGGUACUUUAUUUCAACCCAAAGGUGCUAGAAGCUUCCUGCCCGGUGAGCAGGCAGUCGACUGUAUAAAACCAGUUUUACUUUUUUGUUUUUUAAGUUUAAAAGAAUGUGGUUUAACUACAGUUUACCAGUCACGUUAACCACAGCAUGAAUGACCUCAUCUUUCUUUUUGAGUGUUUUUUGUUAACUUUUUAUACAUUUUUCUAUUUUAUUUUUCACUGGAGGAAAAUAAUUGUACACUUCAGCUUUUUUUUAAGAUCUAGAGAUCUAGGUGGUUCAGUUCUGUAGCCAGUUGCACCAGCUUAACGUAGACCUGGUUCUAGUCGUGGUUAUUGAGUUUAUAAGCUGCUGAAAUAUAGUGAGUUGAUCCUAUCCUAUCCUACAUUUAACCCAAAUCUAAAAAUCCAACACCUAACAACUAGGAGUCUGUGGUCAGUUAUGAUAUAAUCUGCAAUAUUUAGCCCAAAAAUGAAGAUCCAACACCUAAAAAUUAGGUUAAUGAUCCAAUAAUCAACACCCAAAUAUGAAGAUUUGAUACCUAAGAGUAAGGUUUCUGUAGCCAUUUAUGAUCCAAUCUGCAAAAAUUAAGCCCAAAUAUGAGGGUCAGACACCUAACAGUAGGGUUACUGUUGCUGUUUAUGAUCCAAUAAUCAAUAUUUUACCUAAAUAUGAAGAUCAGAUACCUAAGAGUAAGGUUUCUUUGGCCAUUUAUGAUCCAAUCGGUAAUAUGUAGCCCAAAAAUGAAGAUCUUACACCUAAAAGUAAGGUUUCUGUAGCUGUUUAUGAUCUAAUCGGCAAUAUUUAGCCAAAAAACUAAGGUCCGACACCUAAAAGUAACUUUUCUGUGGCCAUUUAUGCUGUAAUUGGCAAUAUUUAGCCCAAAUAUGAAGAUCUGACACCUAAAAGUAAGGUUUCUGUAGCUGUUUAUGAUCUAAUCGGCAAUAUUUAGCCAAAAAACUAAGGUCCAACACCUAAAAGUAACUUUUCUGUGGCCAUUUAUGCUGUAAUUGGCAAUAUUUAGCCCAAAUAUGAAGAUCUGAAACCUAAAAGUAAGGUUUCUGUCGCUGUUUAUGAUCUGAUCAGCAAUCUUUAACCAAAACAUGAAGAUCCAAUACCUAUAGACUUUAUAUACCUAAACCUACAAUCAGACUUAUAUCAAUAUCAACUGCUACAACUGGCUACUGCUGAUUAAUAAACAGACUUUAGUUUACUUUGAAAAGCAUUGUUGUAACUUUAUUCUUUAUUUUUUGUGUUAUGUUUCUGGUCUAUACACUGUUUUUCCUUUUUUCAUCAUUAGAUUUUCUUUUUUUAUUAUAUAUUUUGGCAUUGUUCUGUUUUUUCAUCAUCCUUCAUUCGUACACUUGCUGUGUAAAAAGUGUAUAAUAAUGUAAAGUCAUAUAAAACCUUUGAAAGAAGUGUCUUUUAUACGUGUGCACGUCAGGCCCACCAUUUACUCCUUUAUCCCUGAUUGAUUUCAGUGAUUGUCGUGGGAAAUUAUUAGAGAUGAGAUUGUAGCGUGUUGAUCAUUAAGACAGCUGGACUGCCUUACCGAGUAGUCCUGUAAUGCUAAUCCACAUUAGCCAAAUGCUAAUUUCAGAAGAUAAUCUGAUCUCUACUAUGGUUCUCCAAAGCUUUUUGUUUAUCUUUUAUACUAUAUUUAAUCACGAACACGGAUCGUGUUCAGAGUACACUGGUAUAAUCGUAGAAGUAAAUCGGCAGAAAGGGACUGCAUUUAUGGGUCAUUCCCAGACGUACACUCAACGAUAAAGAUGCUACAAAGGGUUAUUUGAGUGCAAUGAUGUAGAAGAGGGUUCAUAAACUUUUGCAACUUGAUGCCCCAUAACUUAUCACAAAGACAUGUGCAUUUUAAAGGGGACAUAUUAUGCAAAACUUACAUUUUCUGUGUAUUUGCUGUCAGGAAUCUUCUAUAAAUGCUUCUAGAACCUCAGUACACAGUAGGAUUAGUCAGCAGACUUUUUCUGAGAGAGGGAUCUAUACCUACUGUAUGUGGCAGGUGAAGGUCAGCAAAUGAGGGAGAUGAAAGUUCUUUCAAAUAUAAAAAAGUUUUGUGUUUCUAUUACAUUUAAGCAUGAACUAUCUUAACUUACGCUCAGCGUAAACAUGGGGCGUGGCCAGCAACAGCUUAUUUGCAUAAAAGUGACAGAGCCCUUCAAUGGCUAAUUCUAUAAGGUACCUAAAGGUACAUUUUAAAGGACACAUAUUAUGCAAAACAUACUUUUCCUUUGAAUCAUUUCAAAGAGUUUCGUGUCAGGAAUCUUCUAUAAAAACUUCUAUAAGCUAUUUGGAUGGCUCCUCCCUUUUAGUGACAUCAUAAUAAGGAAACCCUUUUUGCAUAGAACCAUAUUAACUCCACCCCUUUACCCAUCAGCCCCCACUAGAGCCCCACCCACUAGAUUAGUAGAAUUAUCUGACAUUUUGGUCAUUAUAGUUGAGAAGCUCAGACAAUACACAGCAGGAUUAGUCAGCAGACUUCUUCUGAGGGAGGGAUCUAUACCUAGGGAGAUGUAAGUUCUGUCAGAUACAAAUGAGUUUUGUGUUUCUAUCACAAUAAAUCAUGAACUAGCUUAAUGUACACUCAGCGUAAACAUGGGGCGUGGCCACCAACAGUUUAUUUGCAUAAAAGUGACAAAGCCCUUCAACGGCUUGUUUCGAAAGGUACUUGAACUGGUAAAAAUAGAGUCUCUCUACCUUUUAAACUAAAAAUGAUGCUUCUAAAACAUUCCUCCUAGAACCCUUUGUAGCUCACUGUUCAGAGUGUAUUAGAUACUAUAUGAGAAUGCUCAUUUACACAUAUAUUUAUUUAUUAUCAUCUACAGUAUGUAUUCAGCAUUGAGCACACGUUAAAUACACGAGUAAAUAAAUCGUACUCAGCCACAGUUAAUCACGCACAUACAGUAGAUUAAUGCACUUGUAUUAUUUACCCUUUGCUUUAUUUAGGUUUUGCUUAAUCACAUCUUAUCAUAAAAUUAUCAUGGAAAUGAAUGAUGAUCAAGUGCAGAAAAAGGUUCUUGCUAUGCAAUUCAUGAUAAAAUUACACUGCAAAGUACACUGCAAAAAUAUCUUACCAAGUGAAAUAUUCUUAAAUGUAGUUUUAAUUCAUUUAUCUUUUAACUUACUCUGCUUGUUUUUUAAUUUCUAUUUUAUGUAUCAAAUAAGAAAAAGAUUAUUCAUUUUUGGGGAAUAAAUAAUAUAUAAUAAUAUUUAUAAUAUAAGCAGCUUUUUAUCUGUUUGCGAAAUAAGACACUUUCAGUAGAUAAAAUUGGAGGACAAAUAUGUUUUAUGAGAUGAUCUUAUAAUAUUGUUGCCACAGUGUGAAAAAUAUAUAAAUAUCAAGUAUUUAGACUGGAUUUGAGAGGAUUUCACUUGCUGUAAUAUUUUUGCACUGUAUAAAUUUUGUUGCUCUUUAAGUUUUUAAUGCUUUUUAAAUAUUUUAUUGAUUAUUUUCACUCUUUUGUUUGGCUGUAUGAACAGAACACUGGCUUUUACAGUACGAUCAUAUUAAAUGCAUUUCACUCCUGUGUGAACAGAUUUCUCCUGAAUAUGUAAAUAUGAGUUUGAAUAGAAAUUAUCAUUUUUUUCUGUUUUUCUUUUUGUUUGUUUGUUUCUUUUUUUUUGUCGGGAAGGGGGAGGGGUCUGUUUUAAUAAAUGACUAUGUACUGUAUUGUAUGUAUUCAUAAUCUACACACACACACACACUCCAUAUAUGUGUUCAAAUACGAAAUUAAAGUGUGUCUUUCAGUAA